AUGGCUGCAACAUUGAAGCCUUAUUUAACAGCGGUUCGACACACGCUCACAGCUGCAAUGUGCUUAGACAAUUUCUCUUCUCAGGUAAUAGAAAGGCACAACAAACCCGAGAUUGAGGUGAAAUCAUCCAAGGAAUUAGUUUUAAAUCCAGUCAUUAUAUCCCGCAAUGAGAAGGAACGAGUAUUAAUUGAGACAAGUGUUAAUUCAGUCCGUAUUAGUAUUUCCAUAAAGCAGGCAGACGAGAUUGAGAAGAUUUUAUGUCACAAAUUUACGCGCUUUAUGAUGAUGAGAGCUGAAAACUUUGUAAUAUUAAGACGAAAGCCUAUUGAGGGCUAUGAUAUAUCAUUCCUUAUCACCAAUUUUCAUACCGAACAAAUGUAUAAGCACAAACUUGUUGACUUUGUCAUCCAUUUCAUGGAGGAAGUUGAUAAAGAAAUUAGUGAAUUAAAGCUGUCUGUUAAUAGUCGUGCGCGUAUUUGUGCUGAAGAGUUCUUGAAGAGAUUCUAA
Molecule: messenger RNA, 507 nt
Organism: Chironomus riparius
Lineage: Eukaryota; Metazoa; Arthropoda; Insecta; Diptera; Chironomidae
Source: the annotation of a GenBank genome assembly